Molecule: messenger RNA, 3246 nt
Organism: Medicago truncatula (barrel medic)
Lineage: Eukaryota; Viridiplantae; Streptophyta; Magnoliopsida; Fabales; Fabaceae
Exons: 4
Coding region: 1-3246 (1081 amino acids)
Biological process (GO): DNA repair; telomere maintenance
Molecular function (GO): DNA helicase activity
Source: RefSeq, a predicted model, not a curated record
AUGAGGCAGAAUGUGUUAUUCAUAUUGAUGCUCAAAGGUUUAACUGAAGCGAUUCUUAGGGGAGAGACGGAUUUGAGUUCCAAGGGAAGACGAGUCGUGUUACCAGCUACUUUUGUGGGAGGGCCACGUUACAUGAUUCAAAAUUAUCAAGAUGCUAUGGCUAUAUGCGGAUGGAUUGGUUACCCAGAUCUAUUCAUAACUUUUACAUGCAAUCAUAAAUGGCCUGAAGUAGCUGAUUUUUUGAAGCAAUACAACUUAAGCCCAGAGGAUAGGCCUGAUUUGUCCAGCAGGAUUUUCAAGUUAAAGCUUGACCAUUUGGUGAAGGAGAUUAAAAAGGGUCAGAUAUUUGGUGAAGUACGCGCAAUGAUAUAUACGAUUGAGUUUCAAAAACGUGGACUGCCACAUGCACAUAUUUUGGUUUUUCUUAACCCAAAGUAUCGAUGUGUAAAACCCGAACAUAUAGACAGAAUUAUUUCAGCCGAGAUUCCAGAUAAAGAUACAGAUCCGGAACUAUUCAAGAUUGUUACUUCCCUCAUGAUUCAUGGCCCAUGUGGUCCUGAAAACCAAAGCUCACCAUGCAUGGAUAGAAACAAAUGCACCAAACAUUUUCCAAAGAAGUACCAAAACGAAACAGUUAUUGAUCCUGAUGGUUAUCCAGUAUACAAAAGAAGGGACAAUGGAGUAUCUGUUAAAAAAGGAUCAUGCUUUGCAGAUAAUAGGUAUGUUGUCCCAUACAAUCGAACAUUAUUAUUAAAGUAUAAUGCCCAUAUAAAUGUUGAAUGGUGCAAUCAAUCACGGUCAAUCAAAUAUCUUUUCAAAUAUGUUAACAAAGGUAAUGAUCGUGUAACUGCAAAUUUCUAUAGUCCUUCAAAGGAACAUAGAAAAUCUGGAUGUGUUGACGAAAUAAAAAUGUAUUAUGAUUGUCGAUAUUUAUCUGCAUGUGAAGCUGCUUGGAGGAUUUUUUCAUUUGACAUACAUUAUAGAGAACCUUCAGUUGAGCGUCUAAACUAUCAUCUUGAAGGUGAGCAGUCUGUUAUGUACGAAGAAAAUGAGUGCAUUGAAGAAGUGGUUAACAAGCCAGCAAGUCGUAUUACCAAAUUUUUGGGUUGGAUGGAAGCAAACAAAAUUUAUCCUGAAGCACGUGUGUUGACAUACAAUCAAUUUCCGUUGAAGUUUAGAUGGAGACAAGACCUGCAUAAAUGGACUCCUAGGCAACAAGGUUACUCAAUAGGUCGAGUUCAUUUUGCGCCACCAGGCUCGGGAGAACGCUUUUAUCUAAGAACUCUUUUGAAUUACAUCAAAGGUCCUACAUGUUUUGAUGAUAUAAAAACAGUGGACAAUGUCAAAUAUCACAGUUUCAAAGAUGCAUGUCUUGCAAUGGGUUUACUAGACGAUGAUAGAGAGUAUAUAGAUGCUAUCACUGAAGCAAGCAUGUGGGGUACAGGAACUUUUUUAAGGAGAAUGUUUGCUGUUUGUCUGUUGUCAGGUCAUGUAUCCCGUCCAGAGGUGGUCUGGAACACUACUUCCCCAAAUUUGGUAGAUGAUAUUCUUCACAUCCAACGAACAUUGCUUGGAGCGCAAGAUUUAGUCUUGACAAAAGACCAAUUAAAGGCGUAUGCAUUAGCUGAUAUUGAGAUCAUGCUACAAAGUUCUGGAAAGGGUUUGAAAGAUUAUCCUCAAAUGCCACGUGCAGAUCGUGCAUUAGUUCCUGAUGUAAGAGAUCAGCUCAUAAAUGAUGAGUUGAAUUAUGAUAGAAGGGCGCUAGCUGAGGAACAUGAAAGAUUGAUGUCUUCUAUGACAUCAGAGCAACGAAAUGUGUAUGAUACAAUAAUGACAAGAGUGAGCCAAAACAAGCCUGGUAUAUUUUUUCUUUAUGGUUACGGUGGCACAGGGAAAACAUUUUUAUGGAGGGCUAUGGCAGCUGCAUUGAGAUCACAAGGUGAGAUUGUUUUAAUAGUUGCAUCCAGUGGCAUAGCUGCGUUACUCAUACCUGGAGGCAGAACCGCACAUUCAAGAUUCGGCAUUCCUUUACUUAUCCAUGAAGCUUCAACAUGUCCUAUAGAACCUAAUUCACCUUUAGCAUUGUUAAUAAUCAAGGCAAAACUCAUAAUAUGGGAUGAAGCUCCUAUGAUGCACCGACAUUGCUUCGAGGCGGUUGAUCGAGCAUUUCGUGAUGUGAUGAAAGAUGUUGACAAGAAAUUUAAGCACAUUCCGUUUGGUGGAAAAGUUGUUGUUUUUGGAGGAGACUUUCGACAAAUACUUCCAGUUGUCCCAAAAGCCAACAGACCAGAAAUAGUAAAUGCCACAAUCAAUUCUUCAAAUAUAUGGAAUUAUUGUGAAAUUCUCACCCUUACAAAAAAUAUGAGACUUCUAAGUGGUGCAUCCCCCGAUGACAUCGAAGAACGAAGAUUGUUCUCUGAUUGGGUUUUGGCAAUUGGUGAUGGGAAACUUGGGCUCAUAAAUGACGUUGAUAUAUCAGUUCACAUUCCUCCCGAACUACUUAUACAUAGCACAGGCAAUCAUGUUCAAUCUAUUGUCGAGAGCACGUAUCCAAAUGUGUUAGAUAGUAUCACUGAUAUAUCAUAUUUUCAGGACAAAGCAAUACUUGCUCCAACAAACUCGAUUGUGGAUCAGAUAAACGAUUACAUGUUAGAUUUGAUGCCUGGUGAAGAGAAAACAUAUUUAAGUUAUGAUACUACGGAGACACAUAACGGAUUUGUUGAUGCAAUUAAUGAUGUCCACACUCCAGAAUUUCUCAACACAAUCAAUGCUUCUGGGCUUCCACGUCACAAGAUCAGAUUAAAGAUUGGAGUUCCUGUUAUGCUUUUGAGAAAUAUUGAUCUAAAGUUAGGAUUAUGCAACGGAACAAGGUUAAUCAUAACUAGAAUGGGAAAAUUUGUUCUUGAAGGAAGGGUUAUUUCUGGAAGUAAUAUUGGCGAAAAAGUGUUCAUACCCAGGUUAUCUCUUUCACCGUCUGAUAUUAAAAUUCCUUUCAAGUUUCAAAGAAGACAAUUUCCAAUAUCUGUUUCAUUUGCCAUGACAAUCAACAAGAGUCAGGGACAAUCACUUAAGAAUGUUGGAAUUUAUUUGCCCAGUCCUGUGUUUUCGCAUGGUCAGUUGUACGUUGCAAUCUCAAGAGUCACUUCGAAACAAGGUUUGAAAAUUCUAAUCGUUGAUGGAGAUGGAGAGACUACUGAUACGACCUCAAAUGUUGUUUAUCACGAAGUCUUUCGUAAUGUAUCUUGA